Lachancea meyersii CBS 8951 is the source of this 1203-nucleotide messenger RNA. The record is from the annotation of a GenBank genome assembly. NCBI's taxonomy places the organism in Eukaryota, Fungi, Ascomycota, Saccharomycetes, Saccharomycetales, Saccharomycetaceae.
AUGCGAGCACUGCGCUUCAAUCAGGAUGCCACUUGUUGCUCAGUAUCAAUGACUCCCGGGUCGCUGUGCAUCUACAAUUGUGAUCCUUUUGGCAAAUGUUUCGAGCUAGAGAGUGGAAGCCGGACCAGCAGCAGAGACGAGUUAGCCAGCUUCCAAAACGGACCAGAACCAGAUUUCAUUGUGGAAAUGCUCUUUUCCACUAGUCUGAUAGUAGUUGUGGACAAGAGCCAGGGCUCUCAAAAAAGUCGGAAGUUGAAGAUCGUCAAUACUAAACGCAAAUCCACAAUAUGUGAGCUGACUUUCUCGCACGAAAUAGAGGACGUGGUGAUGAAUCGGAAACGCAUGUGUGUACUGCUGGCGAGCGACCAGAUUUUCAUCUACGACAUCUCGUGCAUGAAGCUUCUGCAGACCAUCGACGUGCUGGCUGGCAAGCUAGACCUGCGAAAUCCCAACGCAAGGUCUUCUACUGCUAAUGGCUCAACAUCUACUUCAAACAUACGAAUGGCCCUGAGCAGUGAUAAUAGUAGCAUACUGUGCUACAGCACGUUCUCACGGUCUUCAAAGGAAAGCGGUGUUUUCAACGACAUUGUGGUUUUCGACGCUUUGAACGUCACCCCCAUCAACUAUCUGAAAUCUGUGCAUAAAAGCAGCGUGAGCUGCUUGGCCACUACCCACAACGGCAAACUGGUGGCAUCGGCGUCAGAACGGGGUACCAUCGUAAGGGUCUUCCAGACAGGAGCAGACGCAGAAUUUGAUGGCAACGAUCAACUGUUUCGCGAGUUCCGUCGCGGCACAAGACCCACUACCAUCUAUGAAAUGAAGUUCAACCUGGGAGCUACCCUCCUGGGGUGUGUUGGAGAUACAGAUACCAUACAUGUGUUCAAACUGUCGCAGAGCGUGGAGUUGGAGACCUCCAUAAGCUCUGGAAGCCGCGAUACGUGGCUGGAGUCUCGACUAGCAAGAGACUCUCCCCGACAACUGGCAAGCUUCCUCUCCAAACAGGUAAUCUCUCGGAUUCCAAGUCAGACUAUGGCUCGAGAUUUCGCCUUUAUGAAAGUAGCAGACGAUGUGAGACAUUGUAUUGGAUUUCCGGAAGAGUUUCCAAAUCAGGUUUACCUAGCAGGCGGCGACGGAAUUCUGCAAAUCUACGAAUUGCCUACGGAGCAUGGGGAAUGCAUAUUGUUGAAGAAUAGUAAAUUUUAG